AUGAGUCAGAUACCAGGAAAGGAGUUAAAUGGAACAACUGCCCGAGGUCAAGAUCUGGCUCCUUGUACAACCUGUGGAAGACAUUUUGCACAUGAUGUUCUGCUGAGACAUGAUCCAAUAUGCAAGAAAGUGUUCAACAAGAAGCGCAAGCCCUUCAGCUCUUUGAAACAGAGACUGCAGGGAACAGAAAUCACCACUGUAAAGAAGCAGCCCCCCCAAAAGAAACAGCCAGGGAAGAAAUCUAACUGGAGGCAGCACCAUGAGGAUUUUAUUAAUACUAUUCAAUCAGCCAGGCAGGUCUCAAAAGCUCUGAAGGAGGGCCGCCCUCUUCCGCUUCCUUCCCCACCAAGCAUCAAUCCAGACUAUAUCCAGUGUCCACACUGCUCACGAAGAUUUAAUGAGGCUGCAGCACAGAGGCACAUGAAGUUCUGUGAAGAACAAGCUGCCUGCUGUGCCACUGAUGUAAAGACUACCGGACAGACUUCGGGCAAGCAACCAGUGACUCGGAAAAACCCCCCAACCUUAACACUUGCUGCGUUAUUGUUUCAGAAGAGCGUACAAGAAGGUGCCAAUACAGACGAACCCUGGCCAGAGACCUCUCCAGGAACACUGCAGAAAACUGGAAAAUCUUUGUGUCCAUCUACUGGAAAAAAGUCCUCAGGACAGUUUGGGUAA
Messenger RNA from Leptosomus discolor (cuckoo roller), 675 nucleotides. NCBI's taxonomy places the organism in Eukaryota, Metazoa, Chordata, Aves, Leptosomiformes, Leptosomidae. The record is from RefSeq and is a predicted model, not a curated record.